Abrus precatorius (Indian licorice) is the source of this 2398-nucleotide messenger RNA. Its product is annotated as sucrose nonfermenting 4-like protein. Lineage: Eukaryota; Viridiplantae; Streptophyta; Magnoliopsida; Fabales; Fabaceae. The record is from RefSeq and is a predicted model, not a curated record. The transcript has 14 exons. The coding region runs from base 462 to 1913 and encodes 483 amino acids.
UUUUGCCCUCUGUUUCUCUUCUCCCUUUAUUCUCUGCCUGCCAUUUUUAUUUUAUAUUUUAUAAUUAAAUAAUUAAUUAGUGCAUCUUCCUCUUCCUUCCUCCAUUUUCAUUCUCUCUCAUUCCCUCCAUCUCUGAAUCACAUUCACAUAUCUAACCUCUCUCUGUUCUCUCUCUCCUUUUCACCUUAUUCCUCUUCGCUCAUUUUCUGUGCUCCGCUCUCCAGACUCAUUGGUGCUGAAUUGUCGAUCGAGGGGCUUCGAUUAACAUUCGUCGUGAUUCGGCGUGCGUGAAACUUCUUGGUAUUGCAAUUAGGAGUGUGGUGUUGAUCGCGAAGGUACACUGCAUGUUCGAUUGUUGAGGAGAGGGGGUCCUCUGCUCUGCUGUGGAGGAUUCCCGUGGAAGAGACGUUGCUUCUUCAGAUUCGUUGCUCUGAGUUUUAGGUAUUGAAUUUUUGGGGGAAAUGUUUGCUUCUGUAUCAGAUACGGGAAGUGAGGGGAGUGGAGUUUCAGGGCCCAUUUUGAUUCCGAAGCGUUUUGUUUGGCCUUAUGGGGGAAGAAGGGUGUUUCUAAGUGGUUCUUUCACGAGAUGGUCAGAACAUAUACCUAUGUCUCCGAUGGAGGGAUGCCCUGCAGUGUUUCAAGUUAUUUGCAGCUUAAUGCCGGGAUAUCAUCAGUACAAAUUUAAUGUAGAUGGUGAGUGGCGGCAUGAUGAACAGCAGCCAUUUGUAAGCGGGAACUACGGAGUAGUGAAUACUAUUUAUUUAUCGAGAGAGCCAGAUAUUUUACCUGCAAUCUUAAGUACUGAAAUGCCUGGUAGAUCCCACAUGGAGGUUGAUAAUGAUGUCUACAGGCAUAUGGAUGCUAAUCCAAGGAUGUCAGUGUCUGAUCUGGAGGCUUCUCGCCAUCGUAUAUCUGUAUUCCUAACCUCACAUACUGCAUAUGAUUUGCUUCCUGAAUCGGGGAAGGUCAUUGCCUUGGAUAUAAAUUUACCAGUUAAGCAAGCAUUUCAUGUUCUUUAUGAACAGGGCAUGUCUAUGGCUCCUCUAUGGGAUUUUUGCAGGAGUCAGUUUGUUGGAGUUCUUAGUGCAAUGGACUUCAUCCUAAUACUGAAAGAGCUGGGGAAUCAUGGUUCAAAUUUGACUCAAGAACAACUUGAGACUCAUACUAUAGCAGCCUGGAAAGAGGGAAAAUUACAGCGAUGCAGAACACUUGAUAAUAAUGGUGGAUCAUAUCCCUGGCGAUUUGUUCAUGCUGGGCCCCACGAAUGUCUAAAAGGAGUGGCUUUGAAGGUCUUGCAAAACAAGGUUUCAACCGUCCCUAUCAUCCAUUCUUCUUCAGAGGAUGGUUCAUUUCCUCAACUGCUACAUCUUGCUUCCCUAUCAGGAAUACUAAAAUGUAUAUGCAGGCAGUUUAAGCACUCCUCUAGUUCUUUGCCCAUUCUGCAACUCCCGGUUGGUUCAAUACCUUUGGGUACAUGGGUGCCUAAAGUUGGGGAACCAAACGGGCAGCCACUUGCAAUGCUGAGGCCAAAUGCUUCUCUCAGUGCUGCUCUAUUGAUGUUUGUUCAAGCUGAGGUUAGCUCAAUACCAAUUGUGGAUGAUAAUGAUUCAUUGCUUGACAUAUAUUCAAGAAGCGAUAUUACUGCAUUGGCAAAAGAUAAAGCUUAUGCACGGAUAUCUCUCGAUGAAAUUAGUAUUCAUCAGGCAUUGCUUUUAGGACAAGAUGCAAAUUCUCCUCAUGGGCUUUACAACGGCCACAGAUGUCAUAUGUGUUUGAGGUCUGACUCGUUGCACAAAGUGAUUGAGCGGUUGGCGAAUCCUGGGGUUAGGAGACUUGUGGUUGUGGAGGCUGGCAGCAAGCGCGUGGAAGGGAUUAUUUCCUUAACUGACGUGUUCAGAUUCUUGUUAGGGUAGUUGGGUUAUAUGAAGGGAAUAGCGGUGGUAUUAGCAGCAUUGAAAGGGACUACUUUGUUCUAUUUGCAGUGGUUUCUGAGCUUAUCCCCCGCCUUCCUGACCUGCGUACUUUUCAGAGUCCUUGGUUGGAGGGGCAUCUUUGGAUGCUGCCCUUGUAUGCUUUUUUAGGAUAGAAAUUUAAGAGAGAAAAUUCUGUAAAUUGAGGAUCAUUUUUCUCCUUUAAACAUCUUAACAUCUUGUUUUCUCCUGUGUGCCGGCACAUCUGGAAUGCGUGUGUCCAGUGCUAAUAGAAAUCAAGGAGAAACUGUGGGAAAAAAAAAUAAAAAUAAAGACUCGGAAAAGAUGAAAUAUAUAGCCGUAUGCAGCAUGCAUACUGUAGGUUGGUUGUAUCCUCGUAAAUUAAGGGUCUUCUUUUUCCAGAUCACUACAACUCCAGAUUUCUGCUGACAAGUUCAUUAUGGCUUUGUACGUGGAGCAGUCACUUG